Molecule: messenger RNA, 780 nt
Organism: Oppiella nova
Lineage: Eukaryota; Metazoa; Arthropoda; Arachnida; Sarcoptiformes; Oppiidae
Source: the annotation of a GenBank genome assembly
AUGACUCAUUUGUUGUCAUAUCUGACGGACAGCCGACAAAUGCGAGGAAGACAAUUGGUGAAGACUACCAUACUAACACACGCAGGCUGCGUUGACUUCAGUGACACGCUAGAGUGGUCAGCCCUGUCUUGGGGUCAGAACGACGCGCACGAGUUCUUAGCCCUAUUGGUCGACGCCAUUCACUCCGACCUCAACCGCGUGAGGGUUAAGAGAGCCAUCACUCGCACCACCGAUGAGAACGACAACCGAUUGGACGCCAACACUCUGGCCAUACAGUCGUGGAAUGAGUUCCAGAGGAAUAAUGACUCAAUUAUCACAGACCUCUUCUAUGGACAGUACGUGUCGUCCAUCCACUGCACUGUCUGUCCGAAAAUAUCUCUCAAAUUUGAUCCAUUCGUGUACCUAUCGCUUCCAAUCCCUAUAAAACACACUGACAUUCAUCUGACAGACUGUCUUCGCUUAUAUACAGCACCGGAAUAUCUUUCUCAUCCAAACUCAUGGUAUUGUCCCAAAUGUAAGACCAAUCGCGAGGCCCGCAAACAGAUUCACUUCUGGAGAUUACCACACAUUGUGAUCAUUCAAUUGAAGCGAUUCUGUUUUGACGUAAACUCGUGCCCCGAAAAGAUUACCGGAUUCGUGGACUUCCCUCUCUAUAACUUGGAUCUGAGCCCUUACUGUCUGAGCGACCCUUCCUUCUCAUCAUACGAUCUCUACGCUGUGGUCAACCAUUACGGCGAUGUGAAUGGCGGCCAUUACACCGCCUUUUGCAGGGACUCCAAC